AUGGCAGAAGUCGUUUCUUCCGACGAGGAGGGGGAGCAGGUAAAGGAGGUUGGCACAAAGAUCCCAGUUUCGACCCAGGAGCCCAAAGAGGCCCGACUCGUCCGACGUGCACAAAAGGAGGCAAAGGUCCCUCCGAACCGCAAGCGGCCUGCACACGAGCCCUUGCCAUAUGGCUGGGUGCGCAAGGCCUCCAAAACGAAGAAAGGUGCCUACUACUAUGCGCACAUCCUCACGGGAAAGACGCAGGUGAACAGACCUGGACCUCGUGCCACUGCAGGCAAGAGGCCACGAGCGGAGCGCGCGGAGCGCGCGCCACCGCCGCAGCCCAUACCUGAGGAGGUCCGGCAGAGGCAGGCGGAACACGACGCAGCGGCAGAGGCAGAGCUGGAAGAAGUCAAACGUAAGGAGGAGUCGGGCUCUGAUGACGACAACGAGAACGUGACCGGAGAGGAUCUGACAAAGUGGAAGCAAGAGGAGGAGCUCCGAGAGAAGAAGCAGGCCGAGAGGGAGGAGAAGGACAGGCUGUCUUGGCCUGCAGCCUCAGAGCUCCCUCCAGUUCCCCGCGUGCUGCAGCCAUGCCUGGAUGUGCUGAAGGAUGGGAAGUGGGUCGACCGGCAUGUCCUGGGCUCUGACAAGCAGCGCUGGACUCUGGGGCGAGCGGCCGGGGAAGUGGACUUCCCCAUGAACCAUACGACGAUUUCGAGGCAGCAUGCGGCUCUGACCAGAGGAGGUGCUGGGAUUUACCUCGUGGACCAAUCCGUCCAUGGUGUACAGGUGAAUGCGCAGCGGAUCGAGAAGAACCUCCGAGUCUUAUUGAAAGAUGGCGCCAUGGUGAAGUUCGGGGCCUCGUCCAGGUUGUACGUCUACCACGAGCCAACGUGA
This is a messenger RNA of Symbiodinium natans, 882 nucleotides long. The record is from the annotation of a GenBank genome assembly. Lineage: Eukaryota; Dinophyceae; Suessiales; Symbiodiniaceae.